AUGUCCCAGUUACGUUCUGAUGGUGCAGUAGAACGUGGAACAGCCACAUCCCAGAACAUUUCAGUGCUGGAGUCUCUGGGUGAAAUGAACUUGGAAACAAAUUGGACAAAUGAAUCCAAAGCUAUCGCAGACUUCUUCGAUUAUCAACACGUCCAGGUUCCCUUUGAGAUUACAUUGUGGAUCAUGUUGGCUUCCUUGGCCAAAAUAGGUUUCCAUCUGUUUGAAAAACUACCAUCAGUAGUCCCUGAAAGCUGCCUAUUGAUCUUUGUUGGCCUCAUCAUGGGAGGCAUUAUCUUUUGCUUAAAUGACCAGUCACCUCCAGUCAUGGAUAGUGACAUCUUCUUCCUCUAUCUCCUGCCACCCAUUGUCCUGGAUGCAGGCUAUUUCAUGCCAAGUCGCCCAUUUUUUGAGAAUAUUGGAACAAUCCUCUUGUAUGCUGUGGUGGGAACAAUCUGGAACGUCUUUGGCAUCGGAUUCUCCCUUUAUGGGAUAUGUCAAGUGGAUGCCUUCCAGCUGGAUGAUAUCUCCUUACUUCAUAAUCUCUUAUUCAGUAGCUUGAUUGCAGCUGUUGACCCAGUUGCUGUUCUCUCAGUCUUUGAGGAGAUCCAUGUCAACGAAAAGCUUCAUAUUUUGGUAUUUGGAGAAUCUCUCCUCAAUGAUGCUGUGACAGUUGUGCUUUACAAGCUGUUCCGAUCCUUCUGUGAAAGACCAUCAGUCAGAACUGCAGAUGUGUUUGUGGGCAUCGGGAAGUUUUUUCUGGUUGGCAUUGGUGGGCUCCUGGUUGGCCUUCUAUAUGCUGUGACUGCAGCCUUCACCACUCGCUUUACCCAAAAUACCUUGGUGAUUGAACCUCUUUUCGUCUUCCUCUACAGUUACUUAUCCUAUCUCACUGCAGAAAUGUUCCAUCUCUCUGGCAUUGUGGCAAUCAUUUCUUGUGCCUUGGGCAUGAAGCGUUAUGUGGAAGCCAACAUCUCCCUCAAGUCCCACACAACUAUCAAAUACUUCAUGAAGAUGUGGAGCAGUGUGAGCGACACCCUCAUCUUUAUCUUCCUUGGUGUCUCCACCAUUGGGGACAAUCAUGAGUGGAGCUGGCCAUACAUUUGCUUCACGCUCGUUUUCUGUCUCCUUUGGAGAGCGCUGGGUGUUUUGGUCCUGACCUUCAUCAUCAACAGGUUACACAUCAACACUGUAACACCCAAGGACCAGUUCAUUAUUGCAUAUGGUGGCCUCAGAGGGGCCAUCUGUUUCUCCCUGGUGUUUUUGCUCCCUGACUUCCAGAGGAAGAAGCUCUUCAUUGCAGCAACCACAGCUGUCAUCCUCUUCACUGUCUUUGUGCAGGGGAUGACCAUCCGCCCCCUUGUUGACUUGCUACAUGUCACUCGGAAACAAGAAAGUGGUCCCACUGUGGGAGAACAAAUUCAUAUCCGGUUCCUGGAUCAUUUGUUGGCUGGCAUUGAAGAUAUAUCAGGACACUGGGGACAGUAUUAUUGGAAAGACAAAUUAGAAUAUUUCAACAGCAAAUACAUGCAGAAAUUUUUGCUCCGGGAAUAUGUGCAGCCCAAGUCAAGCAUUGUACUCCUGUAUGAGAAACUGGAGAGGAAGCGUGCUGUGGAGUUAGCUGAAGCAGGUCAGCUCUCAUGGAGACCACCCCGUAAGGCACUGCUCAACAGUGACAAUUCUGCCACCAUAACUGAUGACACAGAGAGUCUCAGUCAAGAAGAGGUGGAUGAUAUCCAGAAGAUAUUGGAAAAGAACCUGUACAAAACAAGGAGAAUGGUGUCGGCAUAUAAUCGAUACACACUUCCUUGGGAAACGGAACCAGCGGAACAAGUCAAAGAGAUCAUGAUCCUCAGGCACAAAAGUUUGCAAAUCUGCAUGAACAGAAGUGACUUCGACUAUCUCAGGAAGGAGGAAGAUGAUUCAUAUUCAUCAGAUGGUGGAACUGAUCCCAAAUUCAAGCUGAACAGGUCCCUUACUGCCAAACAUUCCAGAAAAGUAUCAUCAUUGAAAUCUGGUCGCUCGAAGUCGACUGGUUUUAUUCCACCUGUGUGGUCAGAUGCCAUUCAGCAUGUGGAAGGAGAAACUGACCAAGCAGUGAUUUCUGAGGAGAAGUAG
Messenger RNA from Candoia aspera, 2115 nucleotides. RefSeq names its product sodium/hydrogen exchanger 2-like. Gene Ontology annotation, biological process: regulation of intracellular pH; sodium ion import across plasma membrane; potassium ion transmembrane transport. The transcript is spliced from 13 exons. Bases 1 to 2115 code for a protein of 704 amino acids. The record is from RefSeq and is a predicted model, not a curated record. Gene Ontology annotation, cellular component: plasma membrane. Gene Ontology annotation, molecular function: sodium:proton antiporter activity; potassium:proton antiporter activity. NCBI's taxonomy places the organism in Eukaryota, Metazoa, Chordata, Lepidosauria, Squamata, Candoiidae.